CUUUCUUCCACUCAAGACACUAACAGAGUCCAUCCACUCAAUUCUCUACGUUUUCGCCUCUCAUCCCCCCCCCACCAGAAUAAGUGCACAAUACCGACGUCUUUCAAUCCAUUUCUACCUGCUCUCCUCUGACAAACAAGCGUGUUGUCCAGUUUCGUACGGUGUACCCUAUACCAUGGACCCUUUGAAGAUUCUACUCGUCGGAGCAACUGGUUUCAUUGGUGGAACUAUAUUCCAAGAACUACAAGAAUCGACCUUCGGACCGAACGCAAAUAUCCAACUCACCAUCGCUGUCCGCCAACCAUCACAAGCAGAAAUAUUCUCCAACAAAGGAUUCGACACAGCCCUGAUCUCUGGACUCGACGAUGCCGACGGACUCGAGAACGCAGCGCGGGACCACGAUAUCGUGAUCAACGCCGCGACUGGGCAGCACUUCGGCGCACCCAAAGCCCUACUCCGAGGACUGGGGAAAAGAAAAGAGCAGACUGGACGCGACUGUCACUUUAUUCAUCUAUCCGGAACCACCAACAUCGCCGUUCCAGCCAUCACGCCGUCGCCCUACCAAUUACAGACCUUCUCAGAUGCAGACGACGACAUAUACGGCUAUGAGAAAUCUCGCAUCGAAAAAGAGCCCUACGCCCAACGCGUUACAGACGUAGUCGUCAUCGACGAAGGGCACCGAUUCGCCUCAAAAACGUACAUCAUCAUGCCGCCCACUGUAUACGGGAACGGCACCGGCAUGUUCAAGAAACAGUCCCACCAGAUUCCCACGCUGAUCCGAAGCGCCAUAAAAGUCGGCUAUUCUGAGUACAUAGGCUCGGGAGAGGCAGAGCUAGGCCACGUGCAUGUAACAGACCUCGCGCGACUGUUUGUGUUGCUAGUCGCGAAGGUAAGUGCGGGUGAGACGGCCCCUUCGGGGCAGCAGGGGAUUUAUUUUGCAAAUACGGGGACGCACCGAUGGGUUGAUGUUGCGGGGGUCAUUGCGAAGGUGGGGUUUGAAUUAGGAGUUUUAAAAUCAGCAGUUCCAAGAUCGAUCAGUUUGGAAGAAGGGGGGCAGAAAUUUGCGGACGGGGAUGUUGGAUUUGCGGAGGCGUGCUUUGCAUCCAAUUCGAGUUCCAUCCCGCAAAAGGCCUUUACUUUGGGUUGGAAGCCUGUCAACACAGAAGCAGACUUUCAAGCUUCGAUUAAAACGACGGUUGAGGAAGUAUAUCGUCGGGCGGUUUAGGGUUAUGUAUUGGUUGAGCGCCCGGUGGCCACAGAACCAACUAUAGACAUACUAAGAC
Messenger RNA from Aspergillus steynii IBT 23096, 1283 nucleotides. RefSeq names its product NAD dependent epimerase/dehydratase. The transcript is spliced from 4 exons. NCBI's taxonomy places the organism in Eukaryota, Fungi, Ascomycota, Eurotiomycetes, Eurotiales, Aspergillaceae. The record is from RefSeq and is a predicted model, not a curated record. Bases 176 to 1225 code for a protein of 349 amino acids.